This is a messenger RNA of Suillus paluster, 1711 nucleotides long. Its product is annotated as cytochrome P450. The transcript has 14 exons. The coding region runs from base 142 to 1581 and encodes 479 amino acids. Gene Ontology annotation, molecular function: oxidoreductase activity, acting on paired donors, with incorporation or reduction of molecular oxygen; iron ion binding; monooxygenase activity. The record is from RefSeq and is a predicted model, not a curated record. NCBI's taxonomy places the organism in Eukaryota, Fungi, Basidiomycota, Agaricomycetes, Boletales, Suillaceae.
GAUAAGCACCACCCCGUGCAGUUAUAAGUUGAUGGUCGCCUUUCUAUCUUUGUCACCUUACCUGUUUCCUUUGCUGUCUUCACUGUCCUCAGGCGGUUCAUCGAGAACAGAUACAACAGGCCUCCCCUUCCUCCUGGACCAAUGUCGCUCCCACUGAUAGGGAACAUCUUAUCUAUCGACGCUCAAGAACCUUGGUCGACUUAUACUCAAUGGCAUGCUGCUUAUGGGGAAUUGGUCUUCACACGGAUUCUAGACCAGAAGGUGGUCGUAAUCAAUUCUCAGCAUGUUGCACAAGCCUUAAUGGACAAGCGUUCUCGGAUUUACUCCGAUCGACCAUACCUUGCAACACUCGAGCCAUUUGGCUGGUUGGUCAACUUUGCAUUCACAGGUUAUGGUGAUGAAUGGCGACUUUGCCGGCGACUCUUCCACCAAAGUUUCCGUCCUGACUCUGCACUCAAGUUUCGCCCGAUGCAGAUGAGACGGGCUCGUGAGAUGAUCGUCAAUCUUAUUGAUGACCCUCAACAUUAUCAUUCCCACUUCGCAACGUUCUCAUCUUCUGUUGCGAUGUCAGUUGUAUAUGACUAUCAGCCCAGUGCUCGUGACGAUCCCCUGAUCCGAGUCGUGGAAAAUGCACUGGAUAUUGCUCUUCAGGUCUUGACCCCAGAGAGAGCAAUCUUACUCAAAGCCUUCCCCUUCUUACUUAAGUUACCUGACUGGUGCUGGGGAUCAUCGAUCAAACGUGAUGCCCGAAUUUCAACCAAUCACGCGAAUGAAAUGACGGACAUACCGUUUCGAUAUGCGCAGCAGCAUAUGGGCGAAAACUUCCUUGGCCAGUUGUCAAUGGUGGCAGAAAAUUUGCAACGGAUGGAGAAGCAAGAUGAGGCAUCCAAACCAAUGUUCGAGACUGCCUUAAAGAAAGCAGCCACAACUGCUAUCUUAGGUUCAUAUGAGACGACUACUUCAACCCUCAUGGCUUUUGUUCUCGCUAUGGUGUCUUAUCCAGAUGUUCAAAGACGUGCACAAAUGGAGAUUGACUCAGUCGUUGGAAGAGAUCGCUUGCCUACGUUUGAGGACAGAGCAUCACUACCCUACGUUGAAUCAGUUCUGCGGGAGGCUUUGAGAUGGCACCCCAUUUUACCCCUUGGCGUGCCGCAUGCGACCUCGAGUGAUGAUAUGUAUGAAGGUUACUUCAUUCCAAAAGGAACGACUGUGAUAUGCAAUACAUGGGCCAUUUCGCGGGAUGAAAAGCGCUACCCUAACGCAUCUAAUUUUAUGCCGGAGAGGUUCAUUGACGUCAACGGUGCGUUGACGGACGAUGACCCUGCGGGAUACGUUUUUGGCUUAGGUCGGCGUGGAUGUCCAGGCCGGUAUGCUGCUGAUGCCUCCGUGUGGUCUGCUAUUGUGACCAUGUUAGCCACGGUGUAUUUUUCUCCCGCAAAAGAUGACCAGGGAAAAGUGAUCGACUUCACCCCCCAAUUCACGACGGGACUCACUCACUCCGUUCUUGUCUUCCCUUGCAAUAUUUCUCCACGUUCUCAUGUCCAUUCAGGACUUGUGGAUAUUUUCCGAACUGAAGCAUGAGUCGGAGUAACAUGUAUAUGCUAGCCUAACUACUUUGGUCUAAGUACAUCUAGCUAUAGCACUCUCUCACUUCUUCCACCACACGACCCAUGAUCAACCACGUCAAAGCUCACAUUCGAUAACUAUAUGA